Molecule: messenger RNA, 582 nt
Organism: Penicillium maclennaniae
Lineage: Eukaryota; Fungi; Ascomycota; Eurotiomycetes; Eurotiales; Aspergillaceae
Product: major facilitator superfamily domain-containing protein
Exons: 1
Coding region: 1-582 (193 amino acids)
Cellular component (GO): membrane
Molecular function (GO): transmembrane transporter activity
Source: RefSeq, a predicted model, not a curated record
AUGCUAUAUGAGAUUCCUACGUCUUCCCCGAAGACAUACCUCACUCUGUCCUUGAAGGCCAUUGGAUUCAGCACUUUUCAAACAACCCUACUUAUUAUCCAGGUGACUGUCUUUGCAUCUAUCAACCUUCUUCUCGUCACCGAACUGACAGAGCGAAUUCACCAAAUCUCCCUGAUUGGUCUGUUGACACAGGUGUGGUCCUUACCACUUCUAAUCGUCCUCUAUACAUCAGCUGGAAACUUAACCGAAUGGGGUCUCUACGAUGUGACAAUUGUCUUGCUCGGCUGGCCAUCCUCCACAUGCUGCCUAGGUUGGAUGGUGUUCUCGAAUGAGCAAUUCGGUUCGGACCCGAGCUAUCAGUGCUGCACUGUACAAUCUUACCAUCUAGUUGUCGGGAUCGCUUCUUCCAACAUCUAUCGCAGUGACGACAACCCACUCUAUCAUCGUGGGAAUGGACAGCUUGUUGCCAUCGAUGUUGCUACCAUCUUGGUCUAUGCCUUGGCGAAAUGUGACGAUGUGGCGAGGAAUAACUGGAAAAGGCGUCAAUGGGAAGGCCACAUAUCUGGAGACGACCUUGGAUGA